AUGGACGGACUAGACGACGCCGUGGAUGGAGUAGCUGGGCUCACCGAGCUAUCCAAAGAGAGCGAGGGUGUGCUAGUCUUCAUAGGAGAGGCAGGAGAAGCUGGCUGCGUCGUAAGAGGUGAAUCAUUAGUGUCGGCAGCAGAGUGCACUAACAGCUCGGGCUUGGGAAGAGCUGGAUCAAUAGAAGGCGGUCUAGGCUAA
Linum trigynum is the source of this 201-nucleotide messenger RNA. NCBI's taxonomy places the organism in Eukaryota, Viridiplantae, Streptophyta, Magnoliopsida, Malpighiales, Linaceae. The record is from the annotation of a GenBank genome assembly.